ACUCGUCUACACCCCGAGGAGCAUUCAAACACAUCGACAAACUUGGAUUUGACGACAGAAGCCUAUCAAAGCCAAAUGUGUCUAUUGCAGCAUUCAAAUAAAAUCCACAGACAACAGGCACCAGUGGCGCAGUCGCCUCCUGAGGCUUUUGCAACCAAAGCUGCUACAGUAACACACUCCGAACGAUGCAACCAAUACGGACGGAUCUGCGAAACACACGACAUCACCAAGGUAACCAUACCAGAUAAGACCAGAGAGCGCGUGCAGAGGAAACGUGCGGAGGUGCAGCGCAGACGACGAGGAUAUCCGAGAACCCAGGUAACCAUGGUGAAGCCAGGCGUGGGUGUGCGUGAGAAGAAGCUCCAGAGGGGGCGGCCGGAGGGGGACGGCUUUGACCACAUCCCCCUGAUGGGGGCCCUGGAGACGGGCAAGCUGCUGCCGCCUCCCCCUGACCAGGUCGUCGUGACAACCACGGCCUCGUCUCAGCUGCAGCAGGAGAAGACGAAGAUGAGCUUCCUCCCGAACGUCCCCCUCAGCAGGCACAUCCCCAACAACCUCUCCGAGAGGGUCAAGUUUACAGGCUUGUUUGUUGCCAUGGUGAUGCUGGCGAGUCUUCUCCUGCUGGUGAUGUACAAGUCUCUGUGGCUGGACCAGAUGAGAUGCCCUGAGGGCUUCGUCUUUAAGUCACAGCACUGCACCCCGGAGGCGCGCCUUAUGCACUCCGGCCAGCAGGGGGCGAUAUCUGCUCUGGGCCAGCAGGGCAGCCUGUACUCGGCGCUCGCCCGCGUGUCCCAGAGCAAGAGGCCCAUCCCCGAGCUGCUGCCCUCCUCCUGGCUGCCCAUCGUCAACGCCCUGAAGGAGGCCCAGCUGGCCAAUGAGGAGGCGGAACACGCCCACCAGUAAAGGGCCGUUCACACCAAGA
Molecule: messenger RNA, 922 nt
Organism: Sardina pilchardus (European sardine)
Lineage: Eukaryota; Metazoa; Chordata; Actinopteri; Clupeiformes; Clupeidae
Product: neuronal vesicle trafficking-associated protein 1-like
Exons: 6
Coding region: 76-903 (275 amino acids)
Biological process (GO): clathrin coat assembly; endosomal transport; G protein-coupled dopamine receptor signaling pathway
Cellular component (GO): endosome; membrane
Molecular function (GO): clathrin light chain binding
Source: RefSeq, a predicted model, not a curated record